AUGUAUAACUUGAAGUUGGAUGAUUGGGUUUUAUGUCGAAUUUACCACAAGAACAAUUCCCCUCCCCCGAGAGAUCAUCAUCAUCAUCAUGACUCGCCAGCAGCAAUACCUAAUUCCUUAUUACUUCAUCCUCCUUCUUCUUCUUCAAGAUCCGUCGACAUUAACAACAACAACAACGAUGUCGACCACAUGAACUUAUUUGAAGGACUAAUAAGCGGCGGCGGAGGAGGAGGAGGAGGCGAUAUUGGUGGUCAGUUUAUAACACGGCUACAGUUUCCUAAUUAUUCGUCGACAGGUCUGAACACAACAACAACAACAACAACAACAGAAGUAGUUCCGAUGAAGAGGACUUUCCCUUUUCUAUACUGGUCGACCUCGAAUGGGUCCACGUCGACGGCGCCGGCAAAGAGAUUCCAUGAAGAUGAAGAUGAAGAAGAAGAAGAAGAUUAUCAUCAUCAUCAUCAUCAGAAUACUACGACGGAAGAUGAAAGUAGUAUUAAUAAUACUACUACUUCAAUUGCGACGACUAUGCUGAACCACCAGCAUGUUCAACAGAGCCCAUCAUCAUCAUCAUCAUCGCACCAGCAGCAAGCCAUGCUCGCCUCAUCAUGUCUUCCCUUUCAGCUUCCCGGCGUCAACUGGUACACUAAUUAA
Impatiens glandulifera is the source of this 654-nucleotide messenger RNA. RefSeq names its product NAC transcription factor 56-like. The coding region runs from base 1 to 654 and encodes 217 amino acids. NCBI's taxonomy places the organism in Eukaryota, Viridiplantae, Streptophyta, Magnoliopsida, Ericales, Balsaminaceae. The record is from RefSeq and is a predicted model, not a curated record. The transcript has a single exon.